AGUUGUUUGGAAUGCCCAGUAACACAGAAAUAUCAUAUUUAAACAAGGAUUCUUCUGUAUUUGUGAUCAGUGUAUAAUAUUGAAGCAAGUGUGACUAUUCGCAAGAUGUUCAAGAUUACAUUCGUGCUAGCAGUAGUCGUGAUGACGACGGUCACUGCCCAGUUCGGUGGUGGGGGCGGCAGACAAGGCUUUGGCGGUGGUGGUUUCGGGGGCCGUGGUGGAGGCUUCGGAGGCCGGGGAGGAGGCUUCGGCGGCCAAGGAGGCUUUGGGGGGCCCGGAGGAGGCAACUUCGGCGGGGGAUAUGGACGCCAAGGCGGCGGAUUUGGCGGCCAGGGAGGAUAUGGAAACCAAGGAGGAUUUGGACAAGGUGGAUUCGGCGGAGGACAGGGAGGUUUCGAUCAAGGAGGCUUUGGACAAGGCGGGUUCGGAGGAGGGCAGGGAGGUUUUGGUCAAGGAGGCUUUGGGGGACAAGGAUUCGGUGGCCAAGGAGGAUUCGGUUUUUAAUUUAGACGGCAACGUCUAAAAACUAAGGACUUGAAAUAAAACAUUGUGAUAGUAACAUAUUAUAUU
This is a messenger RNA of Cydia amplana, 570 nucleotides long. RefSeq names its product keratin, type II cytoskeletal 1-like. The transcript has 2 exons. Lineage: Eukaryota; Metazoa; Arthropoda; Insecta; Lepidoptera; Tortricidae. The record is from RefSeq and is a predicted model, not a curated record. Bases 106 to 504 code for a protein of 132 amino acids.